AUGGACCCGUUGGAGCAGUGGGCACUGGCUGUGAGCUGUCAUCCAGAUGCCAGAUCUUCGCAACCAGCAAGGCGAUGGUUCACUUUCUCCGCUUUCUUCGCAGUGGCGACCAUCGCUCGAGAGGCGGCGCAUUUGCCAAAGCUCUCAUCGCCGCGUGUGCUGGUGAGAUUGCUUCGAGCAGUGAGCUGUGUCGACAUCUUCCGGGAAGACAGUCAGGAGUACCGCGCUGUUUGCUUGAGCAUCGUAAAGUCCGGCUGUCACGACGGCGACUUCCGCAAGGCCAUGUUGAGCACGUUUUGCGAGUUGGAGGCAGAAAGCCUGCAUGGCAGCUCCCACUUUGCAGCGAGCUCUCGGCUCCACUUUUGGCUGGGAAUGCUUUCAGAAGAGAAGCUCCUCGAAGAGAUACUCUCCGACUCCCUCGUCCUCGGAAUACUGAAGCGCAUCGCUAGAGCGGGCCACACGCCGCGCCUGGCCGCGAGGGCCUUGACCUUGACCGUUCUGGCUGUGAAACGCAGCGAGGGGGAUGCACGGGAGUCCCAGACAGAGACAGUGGACUUGGUGACGUUGGUGUUUGAGUUGCUGGAAGCUGGCCUUCAGGGCUUCGAAACGGCCGCAAACGGAAACGGCGAGGAGAUUUUCGAGGCCUUGCGCGGCCUCCUGGAGACGGCCUGCGCGCAGGCCUUGACCUGCGGCCCUAAUCUGCUAGGCGAGACUCGCCCUUUGGAUCUGCAGCGCCGGAUGUUGAAAGCACUGGCUCAGCGAACCCUUUCGAGUGCUGAUGAUGGCAAAGCUCUGGGAUACUUCAAGCUUUUCUGCACGGCAGCACGGCAUUUGGAUCCGUUGCUGCUGGGUGUCAUCUUCAAAGACGGCCGUCUUCAUGAGAUCCUUCAAGAUCGCAAGGAACGCAAGGAGCUGUGGCUGCGCCAUUUGGCCGCUCGCUUUCCUGAGAAGCCGAGAGAGAUGCUUGUGACCUGGCUCUUGAAACGGCAUCCGGAGGUCGCCGCGGCAUACGUAGAGGACUCUCCUGCCCUGGCCAAAGAUGCCGCCGAAUCCGGACCCGUGCUCAGCUCGGCGCUCUGA
This is a messenger RNA of Symbiodinium sp. CCMP2592, 1080 nucleotides long. The record is from the annotation of a GenBank genome assembly. NCBI's taxonomy places the organism in Eukaryota, Dinophyceae, Suessiales, Symbiodiniaceae.